AGUCUAUAAAGAAAUGGCCGGAAGAUCUGAAAAGAAGCGUCUUACUAGGGAAAAGAAUUUCGGCUUCUACUACUGUGUAGUCGCUGUGUUAUGUAUGACAUUGUGGGUUGUAUGCCAUUUAUUCAAUAAAGAUAAAUGUGCAAAAUUGGGUAACAAAAGGUUGAUCCUGAGAACAUCCUUAAUAGCGGUGCCAUACGGAUUAAGCCUUCUGUCUAUCUUCAGCAGCUUAAAAUUGGGUCUUCCCUUCAGCACAGCCAAUGAUCUUUUUUGUCUCACCACUCUCAUAUGCAUCCUAAGUAUUUUUGUUGAUUGGGCAUACAAACUACUUUUCGUAAUUCCAUUGUUCUUUGUAUUCAAGUUCGGCAAGUGGAUAUAUCAAUGGGCUCUUACUCCUGGCCCAGAACCAGCACAAAAUCCCCCCAAAACAGAAAAGGUUAAGAGAAAAUACAAAACAAUUAGAGUAUGAACUUUUUGGAAAAUGGAGAUAGUGGAAGA
Babesia bovis T2Bo is the source of this 495-nucleotide messenger RNA. RefSeq lists its product as uncharacterized. The transcript has 2 exons. NCBI's taxonomy places the organism in Eukaryota, Apicomplexa, Aconoidasida, Piroplasmida, Babesiidae. The record is from RefSeq and is a predicted model, not a curated record. The coding region runs from base 14 to 466 and encodes 150 amino acids.